AUGGUUUUCACUAAGCUUAUUAUUGCUGGAAGCACCGGCUAUGUUGCUGACCAUGCGAUCCGCGCCAUACUGGCCUCGACCAAGCCCAAGUUCGAUGUCACCAUCUUGACUCGAGCCAAUAGUGGAAAGGCACCAGCAUCCAUACCAGGGGCAAGAAUUGUCCCAGUCGAUUACAACGAUCAUAAUGGCCUUGUGAAAACUAUCACUGGAGCUGAUGCAAUCCUAUCUUUCAUCUCUGGCCCUGUAUCUAAAGCUGUCGAUCGGUCACUGCUUAAGGCGGCGCAGGAAGCUGGCGUUCGACGCAUUUUCCCAUCAGAGUAUACUUUGGACAUUCUGCAUCCUGCCGCAGUGAGUCUCCUGACUGAAGGCGGUAACUGGCCCGACGAUACUUCACCAGUUGUAACUGCUCGGAAAUUCGCCUCCCUGGCCGAUGAAGGGGGGCCGACGAGCUUUACGACACUUAUCCCGUCUGCCUUUAUGGAUUCAUGGUUGGAGGGAGAUUUUGGUUUGUUCGAUCCCAAAAAUCGCAAGGUCACGGUGUUUGAUAGCGGAGACCACUAUUUCGCGGGAUGCUCACUCCCAUUUCUCGGGGCUGCUAUUGUCGCUGUUCUUCAAAUGGACGAAGAGAAGACUAAGAACAAGCGCAUCCCCAUAACCGAAGUGCGUGCGACCAUGAACCAAAUUGUGGAUGCAUACGAAGAGCUCCUCGGCGCCAAGUUUCAGAAAGAUCAAGUCACAACUCAGGAUUUGCUGAACAAGAGAAAUGCAAAUCUGGCCGCCGGAAACUCGUUUGCUGCGCUGUUUGACAGCAUCAUCGUGGGUGCAUUUAAUGGAAGUGGAGCGGCCGACCCCGUGGGCGGCUUGGACUUCGACGGCGAUGGUUUUCUUAUAGCGAAGAGGAAGACCCUCAAGGAGCUGACUACGGAAGCUCUCAAGAAGAUCGGAGCUAUCUAAAGAAGCUAAUAACCAUGGUUUCC
Trichoderma atroviride IMI 206040 is the source of this 977-nucleotide messenger RNA. RefSeq lists its product as uncharacterized. Lineage: Eukaryota; Fungi; Ascomycota; Sordariomycetes; Hypocreales; Hypocreaceae. The record is from RefSeq and is a predicted model, not a curated record.